UGGCCCACAUCGCAUUCAUUAACACAUCACUUUUAAUAAUAUUAUAAUAUCGUAUUGUUUCCGUCCAACCGUUGCAGUUUUCCCGUUACGGGAGGCGCUCAGUCCAUAUGGACCUGCCGAAUUUGACGACACUACAGCCCGUGGAAUUUACGGAGUUUUGAGCAAACCGCGUCCGGACUUUGAACGAUGAAGACCUCCACCGCCGUUGCGUUCGCGUUCUGCUGCGGUUCGCUGUUGCAGUUGAUGCAAGUCUGCUGCUCUAUGCGUCCGGUUGACAGUUACCUGGACUUACACGAUGCGAUGACGGUAGACGAGCUGAACUAUUACUUCGGAGUGUCCGAUCCAGCGGAUGCACCCGAGUACGAGGUGGUCAUGCUAUCCGAUCCCGCAAACCGACCGGAUUGCACGUUUUUUGCUUUUGGCAGAUCAGUGCAGUUGUUCUUGGAACCCAACGACCGUUUGAUCAGCGAAAAUUUCGUGUGGCAAAUACGAGACGAUUCGGAGUCGAUAACAUAUGAGGAAAAGUCACCGAGACGAUGUCAUUACAUGCAUCGGAUAAGUCGUACCGGAGACGGUGGCGUGACUGCAGCGUUUACUUACUGUCCGGGGAGCUCCAAAAAUGGUAUUGUCUUCCUGCCGGACGUCACGUACGAACUGCAAUCCGUAAGUGCCAGGCUUUGUCGGUAUCGGUGUGACGACGAUGGUAGAAAUGCGUUCAUUUUGAAACGAGCGCCGACGAUAAAUCACACGUGGACCGAUGGAUUCAACGUAUUGCGAAGACCCGGCGAAAACUAUGCUUUCAUGUCACCAGACCUUUUUGUAGAGGACACGAAAUACGACGAGGAUGGAACGGCGGCGGCGGCGGUGGCGACAGCGGCUAUGCCCGUAUUGGAGACGGCGCUCUAUUUUGACGAAGCGGCGUACAAAACGUUUUCGGAGUACUUUAAACACGAUGACGAACACCUCGCCGACAUGAUUCUCGCUUACGUCAACGCCGUUCAAGUACUAUACCAUCACCCAAGCUUGGGACAAAAAAUUGAAAUCGUCUUGGUCAAACUAGAAAUGUUCAAAAAACAACCGGAUGACUUGCCGCAUUACGGUGGCGAGAGAAGUUCAUUAUUGGAUUCGUUUUGCGCCUUUAACAAGAAAUAUCGAAAACAAGAACAAUGGGAUAUUGGACUCUAUAUUUCGGGAUUAGAUUUUUACGCGACGGAAAACGGACAUUGGAGUGGGUCCACCAUGGGUUUGGCGACCGUGGGUGGUGUUUGUUCGGAGAAGUAUUCGUGCAUUAUCGCCGAGUUCGGUUCUACAGACGCGCUUGGAAAACCGUACCCGUCGGCGGGCUUUACAUCCGUAUACAUACUGGCACACGAAAUAGGCCACAGUUUAGGUAUGCAUCACGAUGGCAAUACAAACAAUUGUCCGAAAGAAGGGUUCAUAAUGUCACCAUCGAGAGGGAUUACCGGAGAAUUGUUAUGGUCAGAAUGCAGUGCUAGUGUUGCAACAAAUCUGAACAAUCUCGAAUGUCUCUUCAAGCAGUCCAGUAGUCGGCAUUCGGCAACGGUCCAAAAGUUGGAUCACAACAAAUUCGCCGACAAGCCUGGCCAAGCGUGGGACGCAAAAAAACAAUGUGAACUACUGUUAUUGGACAACGACGCCCGGGUAAUGAGCACCGAAACGAAUUUGGACUCGUCGCGACAGCAGCCAGAAGAUAUAUGUGAAAAUUUACAAUGCGAAACGCCAAACCGACCUGGAUAUUAUUUUGCCGGGCCAGCGUUGGAAGGGACCACGUGCGGACCCAGCUCGUGGUGCGAGGCGGGAAAAUGCGUUAAAGGCAAACCGAAAAAACCGAAAAAGAUCAUAAAAGGUGGAUGGAGUCAGUGGAAGGUGCACGAGUGUACGUCGGGGUGUAUACAUAAGUCAAAAGGUUUCAGGUCCAGGACGAGAACGUGCAACAAUCCGAAACCGAUAAACACGGACGAGGGAUGCGAGGGGCCCAGACAUGAAGCCGUUCUCUGCAAAGACGACAAGACGUGCCAGAAGUCCAAAAAGAUGACUGCAGCGGAAUACGCGACGGCCAAGUGCAAGGAAUUGGCCUCUAUACUGCCGGCGUUGGACAAGGAGUACUCGGGUCUGCAGGCGCCUCACGAAGACGCCCGCCCGUGGAUGGGAUGUUCGGUGUUCUGCAGGCGCAAGGACACCGGGUCGUUCUACACGCCCAGGUUGGACGUGUCAAAUUUACCGGUCGAUCCGUACUUCCCUGACGGAACUUGGUGCCACUCCGCAGACAACGAUAACUAUUACUGCCUCAAUCACGUCUGCACGCCCGAGGACGACUUAAAGCGGUCGGGCAAAAGUUCGGCCGAUUCGGGCGGCGACUUCCCAAUGAUCAGCCAGAACGCCAGGCCACCGGGGCCGUACGUCGUACCGGAAGUCCUGUUGCGUUACUUGAGCGUUGGUGCCGAUGGCACGCCGUUGCUGACAACAAUCACGCCGGACAUGGUCGACCGGACCGAUUACGGGGACUGGUCGAGCGACGACUACGUGGACAUGCCCGACAAACCUUUGCAGGAGCGCGUGCAGUAUGCCGUCAACAUGCGAUGAGGCCGUGACCAUGUCCACAUCGCGGAAGUUCAGUUUCAAAGGCAGCCGUUUACGCAGUACAAUAAUAAUGAUAAUAAUUAAUAAUAAUAAUAAUAAUAAUGAUAAUAAUGAUUGGUGUGGAUUCGAAAAUCUCGUCCACAACUUACACUAUAACUAUUGUGAUCCGUACAAUAUUAUAAAUUAUUUAACCAGUUACUAUUAGGUACUUAUGCAUAAUAUACUUACUUAAUACUAUAUUAAAAUUACCUUUCGUUUCGGUCGGCUUUUGAGAUUCUGAAAAACAAUUACGAUGAAAAAUAGAUUUUAUUACGUACUUUGACGACAUUAAUACUGUAGAGAUAAAAAUCCUUCAAGUAGUUUUUUUAAAUCACAAAAUUUCUCUGAGAAAAAUCAGUGUGACUAAUAAUUAUAUAUAUCACUCAGUAUAUGGACACAUAUCACGUGGUUUUUUUCUUCGUAAAACUUCAAUCGAUAUUUUUUAACGUUAGGUAUGUCGAUUCAUUUGAGUGUCACGUGGUUUUAUAUAAAUGAUUUUUUUAUUCGGGGUAAUGUAUACGUUACAAUGUUGUAUAACUAUAGUGACCAAAUUUUGAAAAAAUGUAUCACUGCUAUAUAAGAGGUACCUUUUGACGGAUUUUACAUAUUAUUGUUAUAUUUUAACGAAAACAUGUUGUAUUUUUUAAUAAUAUUUAAAUAUUUUACGUCC
Messenger RNA from Acyrthosiphon pisum (pea aphid), 3310 nucleotides. Its product is annotated as A disintegrin and metalloproteinase with thrombospondin motifs adt-1-like. Gene Ontology annotation, cellular component: extracellular matrix. Gene Ontology annotation, biological process: extracellular matrix organization; proteolysis. Gene Ontology annotation, molecular function: metalloendopeptidase activity. Lineage: Eukaryota; Metazoa; Arthropoda; Insecta; Hemiptera; Aphididae. The record is from RefSeq and is a predicted model, not a curated record. The transcript is spliced from 17 exons. Bases 187 to 2604 code for a protein of 805 amino acids.